AGGAGGUGGUUCUCCUUCCAUACACUGUCGUGUACACACAGUGCUACGCAGGCAUGGCUUUCGUUACCCAUCAGAUUGUUAGAUCUCUAAGCUCUUCUGCGGCCAGACAUGCAGCAAUCAAACAUGUCACGAUUAUUGGGGGCGGACUGAUGGGUGCUGGCAUUGCACAGGUUGCAGCUUCGACAGGGCACUCUGUUGCACUAGUGGACACGUCUGAAGACAUCCUGAAGAAAUCCGUCAAAGGAAUUGAGGGAAGUCUAAAACGAGUUGUAAAGAAGAAAUACGCAGACAAACCAGAGGCUGGAGAGGAAUUUAUCCAGAAAGUUCUGAAAAACAUUAGCAUAUCUACAGAUGCUACUUCGGUGGUCCAGAGCACUGACUUGGUGGUGGAAGCGAUAGUAGAGAAUCUGAAAAUCAAACAGGACCUCUUCCAUGGUCUGGACAAAGUGGCUCCAGCACACACCAUCUUCGCCAGCAACACCUCCUCGCUGCCCAUCGGAGACAUCGCCAGCUCCACGAGCAGGCUGGACCGCUUUGGCGGCCUUCACUUCUUCAACCCCGUGCCCAUGAUGAAACUGGUCGAGGUGAUCCGAACUCCGUCCACAAGCCAGGAGACGUUUGACGCCCUCCUUGAUUUCAGCAAAGCACUUGGAAAGCACCCAGUGUCAUGCAAAGACACUCCCGGGUUUAUCGUGAACCGGCUGCUUGUGCCCUACAUGAUGGAGGCGAUUCGGCUUCACGAGAGAGGUCACGGAUCAAAAGAGGACAUUGACGUAGCUAUGAAACUGGGGGCUGGAUACCCAAUGGGUCCCUUUGAGUUGCUUGACUACGUUGGAUUGGACACAUCGAAAUUCAUUAUUGAUGGCUGGCAUCAGAUGGACCCAGACAACCCUCUGUUUGCCCCCAGCCCCAUGCUGAACAAACUGGUGGCAGAGGGUAAAUUGGGCAAGAAAACCGGCGAGGGUUUCUACAAGUACAAGUAACUGUUGUCCCCGAGCUCACCGAUGACACACUGAGCAGAGAGCAAAGAUCAAGGCUGCCAUAGAGAAGAUAACCACGACCAAACUGAACAGAGAUUUUUGUAGUUAUGCAAACACCAGUGCCUUGUUCAGGACACUCAGGUUAUGUCAUUGUGUUGUGUCAUAAACUCAAAGCUCUACGUCUGUUUGAAAACAAAACCUAUGGCAUUAAAAGGAAAUCUUCAAAAGUGGUACAUGUUUUUGCUUACUUUGAAUUGUAAAGACAAAAUAUCUCAGAUUAGCUGAAUCAUACACUGAACUCAACUGUACUGGUUUUGGAGUGUUUAAGGAUUUGCAAAGUCAUGUGUAUUUUGCAUGUGUAUGAAAAUUAAAGGUCUAUUUUACAACUAA
This is a messenger RNA of Chanos chanos (milkfish), 1370 nucleotides long. It is a transcript of the gene hadh, whose product is annotated as hydroxyacyl-CoA dehydrogenase. Gene Ontology annotation, biological process: fatty acid beta-oxidation. Gene Ontology annotation, molecular function: (3S)-3-hydroxyacyl-CoA dehydrogenase (NAD+) activity; NAD+ binding. The record is from RefSeq and is a predicted model, not a curated record. NCBI's taxonomy places the organism in Eukaryota, Metazoa, Chordata, Actinopteri, Gonorynchiformes, Chanidae. The transcript has 8 exons. Gene Ontology annotation, cellular component: mitochondrion. The coding region runs from base 54 to 983 and encodes 309 amino acids.